Molecule: messenger RNA, 1704 nt
Organism: Symsagittifera roscoffensis
Lineage: Eukaryota; Metazoa; Xenacoelomorpha; Acoela; Convolutidae
Product: DNA-directed primase/polymerase protein-like
Exons: 4
Coding region: 153-1574 (473 amino acids)
Biological process (GO): error-prone translesion synthesis; replication fork processing; mitochondrial DNA replication
Cellular component (GO): nucleus; mitochondrial matrix
Molecular function (GO): DNA-directed DNA polymerase activity; chromatin binding
Source: RefSeq, a predicted model, not a curated record
UCAAUGGUUUCACAAAGGCGGAGGACUAUGGCCCCCAUAGAAAACAAUUAUCUUGACCGCAAGAGGGCUCGAAAAUCACAGAAGUUCGAAACAUUUCUCAAGUGGUGAACAGAUGCGACGAAUUGCAGAGAACUCCGCAGCAGAAGCCAUCAAUGGUGAGGAGGUACGAGCCGCGAUUGAGUGGCUGGGCACCCUCCCCCCGCUGGAAGACCCACGACAGACAGAGAGAGGCCAUUCAAACAGUACAAAAAUCGGAGCGGGACUCGAUAGUGGUGGCCUACGAGAGAGGUCAGUUCGGGCACAAUGGUCAGCGCAGAUUCGUGACCUGCUCAGCCAGCGAACUCUUCUUCUACUACUUCCAGAUUCCACAAAACCAAAGGAAUCAUUAUGAGGUGAUAUCUGAGAACAAAUUAUGCAAGCUCUACUUUGACCUCGAGUUCGAUAAAAACGUGAACAAAAAUAAAAAUGGAGUCGAGUUGGUUGAACUAUUCGUUGAACUUGUCUGCUCUUGCCUACAAUAUUCGAAUAGAGAGAGACCUCAAACAGGAGAUAUUUUGUAUCUGGAUUCGACAACGGCAAAUAAGUUUUCGUGUCAUUUAGUGUUCGUCCGAACGGUAUUCGAAAAUAACGAACACUGUGGCGUGUUUGUGAAACAUUUAUGCGACAGUAUUCAGCUCGCGGUGAAAAAUUCUAAGAGGGCAAAGAAUGAUGAAAGUUACCUUUCGGUAGAGCCUGAAAACCCUCCAAGUAACGAUGAGUCUAAUGGUAAAAGUUUGAAAUUAUUUGGGAAAAUUUAUUUUGCAUCUGAAAUCAAAAAUCUGCUCGUUCGAAUUGACGAAAACAGUAAUAACGAAGAUUUAUUUGUGGAUAAUGCAGUUUACACGAAGAACAGAAACUUCCGAAUGUUCAAAUCGACCAAAUUGGGUAAAAGUGCAUUUCUAAAUCGCUCUCCGCACUGUAAAUAUGAAAUAAACUUGAGACCUUCAGAUCUGCAAUUCGACAAACAGCUUAAACCCAGUUACGCGGAGAGCUUGGACAUUAAUCCAGAGUUAUACAGGACGUUUUUGGACAGUUUGAUUACGAAUAUUGACUUCGAUCCGCGUGAAGUCUUAAAGGAAGACACUUCAUCUUUUAAAUUGUCUAAUUGUUCAAAACAUAAUGGUUAUAGUGAAGGAAAAGCUAUCCGGAAACCGUUGAUCGAAAACCGAGAAAAUGGCAUAUUUUUAUACAAAGAAUUGGAAUCAUUUAUCAUUGAAACUUUAAACAAAAGACUGCAACUAUUGGAGAUUCAAGAAGUUAUUGAAUCUGAGAUAUUUUUCAGAACUUGUAAGUCGAUCCCGGAUAGUAGCCUUGUCAUGUAUGAAUUAGGUCAUACAUAUAGGUACUGCGAAAGAAUUGGAAGGUUCCACAAGAGUAACAAAGUGUAUAUUUGCGUGGACUUAGAUCGCAGUGUGUUCUACCAGAAGUGUUUUGACCCUGAUUGCGACGGAUUCAGAGGCAACGAGUUUUUAUUCCCUCACGAAAUGAUUCCGUGGAAGGGGUUUGAGAAAGAACUACUUGAUGAUUGGGAGUGAUGAGCUGACCAGCAACAUGAAUGAAACUUGUUAUUUGUAGUUUAAAUUGAUAUUUGAAAAUUGUACAAUUCCUCAGCAUCUGCAGAUAUUGUUUACCUUUUCCAGAAAUUCUUUUUUUUCCAGUCUGCUG